Messenger RNA from Eimeria necatrix, 1635 nucleotides. RefSeq lists its product as hypothetical. The record is from RefSeq and is a predicted model, not a curated record. The coding region runs from base 1 to 1635 and encodes 544 amino acids. The transcript has a single exon. Lineage: Eukaryota; Apicomplexa; Conoidasida; Eucoccidiorida; Eimeriidae.
AUGCAAAGAAAGGCCAAAAGGGAAAGAUCAGAUAGCUGCAGCAGCAGCAGCAGCGGCAGCAGCAGCAGCAGCAGCAGCAGCAGCAGCAGCAGCAAAACCGAGUUUCCUGCCUGUCCAGGCUCUGCAGAUGUAGUUGCAGCAGCAGAAAAUGCAACAUCAGCCGCCGCAGCAGCGGCAGCAGCAGCAGCAGCAGCAGCAGCAGCAGAUGCUGCAGCAGACACCAAGUGCAAGCCAGCUGAACCCCAAGGCCCUGAAGAGCAGCAACAAGUGAAAAGGCUACGCAAGGAACAGCCAGCAGCAGCAGCAGCAGCAGCAGCAACAGCAGUAACUGCUGCAGCAAAUGAGGGCGCAGCAAAUGGGGUGGACGGCAGCUGUGGGAGAGAAAAGAGCAGCAGCAGCAGCAGCACAGACAGCAGCAGCAGCAGCAGCAGCAGCAGCAGCAACGGCAGCAACAUGAUAGGCUGUAGUGGAGUCGAUGACUCUCAGGCUAUAGACGGUACGUGCUGCUGCUUCGAUCAGCUAGACAGCAGCAGCAGCGGCAGCAGCAGCAGCAACAGCAGCAGCAGCUGCUGCUGCUGCUGCAACGAUAGCGGCAACGACAGAGCCAUCAGCAGCAGCAACGCAAUUUUCAGCUUCAAGACUAAGGCCUCUAGCCGCAGGAGCCGCUACCGCUGCAGCAGGAGGAGCAGCAGGAGCAGCAGCAGCAGCAGCAGCAGCAACAGCAGCAGCAGCAGCGACAGCAGCGACAGCAAUGGCGGAAGCGACAGCAGCAGCGCUUUCGGGGAUAAGCAAGAAUUUCCUUCGCAGCUGCAGCGCCCUUCUGCUGCUGCAGCAGCAGCAGCAGCAGCAGCAGCCCCAGCAGCAGCAGGAUCAGGAGCUGCAGCAGCAGCAGCAGCAGCAGCAGGAGCAGCAGCAGCAGCAGCAGGAGCAGGAGCAGGUGCAGCAGCAGUGCGAGCAAUGUGCCAAGCCAUGGAUCUGCUGCUGCUGCUGCUGGGGGGCCGCGAGAGUCUUGCUGCUGCUGCUGGGGUGUGCAGAGAGCUGCGUGCUGCUGUGCUGCGCUGCAGCAGCUGGUUUGCUGUUUGUGCGCAGCAGGGACUUGUGGCAGCAGCAGCAGCAAAAACUCUGGAGCUUUCGGAAAGAAGAAGCAAAGGAAAAGUUUUUGCGGGUUUGCUUCCUGCUGCGCUGCAGCAGCAGCAGCAGCUGCGCAUGCAGCGAGCCCUCGAGCGCGCCGCGCAGCAGCUGCACCCAACCUGCAGCAGCAGCAGCAGCAGCAGCAGCAGCAGCAGCAGCAGCAGCAGCAGCAGCGGGGAGCUGCUGCUGCCAGUAGCCAUUAGAUCUGUUAACUUGAAAGUCUGCAACGCUGAUGUCAAUGAUGGAGUUCCUGCUUCGCUGCUGCGCGAGUUGGCGCUGCUGCAGCUGCUGCAGCGCGAGCACGCCUUUGCUGCUGCUGCUGCUGCUGCUGCUGCUGCAGCGCGCAGCAGCAGCCAGCAGCAGCAGCAGCAGCAGCAGCAGCAGCAGCAAGAGUUUCCCAUUGUCAGAUAUGUCGGAGCUGAACUCAAAAACUCAGUGCUGCAUAUUUGCACGGAGUUCCACAAAAGAAACCUCAGGGCCUACUGGAGGGCGAGCAAACCCUAA